Messenger RNA from Aspergillus ibericus CBS 121593, 777 nucleotides. RefSeq lists its product as uncharacterized. Bases 344 to 517 code for a protein of 57 amino acids. The transcript has a single exon. NCBI's taxonomy places the organism in Eukaryota, Fungi, Ascomycota, Eurotiomycetes, Eurotiales, Aspergillaceae. The record is from RefSeq and is a predicted model, not a curated record.
AGAAGAAGAAAAAAUAGAAAAAAAUAAUUUUAAAAAAUAAAAAAUGCCAAAAUAAAAAAAAAGUAAAAAAUAUCAGAGUCAGAUUUCCAAGGAAGACACGCAGAGUAAGGCAUACAGUAGGGGACAUUGUCUGCAAAAAGCAAUGUUGGAUGCGGCGGGUGACAGUUUACCUGGAUCCCACCACUGACAUGGCUGCGGACUCGGGAAUUGUUUGACGAUAAGAACGUUGGCUGGUAGGGGUGAUUGGCAAGGAAAACAGGCGUACUCCGUACCUUGAGCCCUUUGAACUUGUAGGUAAAACCGGCCAGCAAAAGCGGUAAUGGAACGGGGUGUACAAGAGACGAUGGCAAAAGUUAAAAGAGCAGGAAAUGAAAAGGCAGACAAAGACCAAAGACAAAGAAUCGGAAGAAACCGCCAAGCGUCGAGAUCUCGAAACUAUGUCGAUGAUGAGCAGAUGCGGAUCCGUUGUUUCGCCGGUGGUUAUGUGCUUGAAUACCUCCUCGGAGAUGAACUCUGAAGGCCAAACAAAGACAGGGGACAAGUGAAAAGAAAUUGGUGGUUUUAGAGAAGGACGUUAUGGAUCAACUGCUUGUUGGAUGGCGGGUAGAGCUCCAUGUAUCGCACGCCCUAAGUUAUACUGGGAUCGCAUGGGUGAACAGGAGAGAGGAUGGUCACUGAUAAUCCUCAUAGUUCUCCCCCGCCUAUCAUGCUGCAGGGGAAUAAUUAUAACAGCCCCGAAAAUAUUAAGAUCAUUUUUGUGUCCAUCAUCCUACCACC